Molecule: messenger RNA, 657 nt
Organism: Kwoniella botswanensis
Lineage: Eukaryota; Fungi; Basidiomycota; Tremellomycetes; Tremellales; Cryptococcaceae
Exons: 3
Coding region: 1-657 (218 amino acids)
Biological process (GO): mRNA processing
Cellular component (GO): precatalytic spliceosome; Prp19 complex; catalytic step 2 spliceosome
Source: RefSeq, a predicted model, not a curated record
AUGUCCUCAUCAGCCUACAUCGAUUCCUUACCAUACUAUGACAAACAUCUCGAUGACCCAAAUCUCAAAUCGGCCGCUCAGGCAUUGAUAGAUGCGGAAUUGAGGAGGACACCUCAGAUAAAUGAGGAUGAUGAGAGAUUACCAAAAUCCGUGGAUGUGUUUCCGAAAUCACAAGGACUAUCAGAAUUGUUAAAUCAAUAUCCAACCAAACCUAUUCGAUCGAUUGAUCCUAGUAAAUAUCAACCUCCUAUAAUAGGUGAUAGUGCCAGUCUGGAAGAGUUGGAGAAUGCCGAGAAGCAGAGUAAGGUCGCUGAAGGACAUAUGGCUUUGAGACUCGAAAACACCUCUCUACUAUCAACGUACGCCCCAAACGCCUGGCUCGUCCGAAAUUUCCAACUCAACUCUCAAAUCACCGAACUCACCUCUACCCUCGACCAGCUCAAAGAACAGAUCGUCGAUGUCAAUCGUUCAAGGAGGGUAUACCAGGAAGAGAAAGGUGGUCAACUGGGUAAAUUGGAGAGUAAAUGGCAGGAUCUGAUAAGUAGUAAUGUCCAAUUGGAGAUGGCUUGUAAAGCUUUGGAAAGUGAAGUAAGAGGGUUGAGGAGUAAACAGGAAGGUUUAGAGAAAGAGGUUGAAUCGUUAGAGAAAGGUCAAUGA